UCUCAUUGAACCGGUUAUUCUUAGAGCUGCUUUAACGCCACACAGUUUAUUAGACUUACCAGAAUUUUAACUCUUAUUUUAAUGUGGUUUUAUUUUGAAAAAAAGGGGCUUAAUUGGAUUUGAGGACUUGUUGGCUCCUUUCGCCGGCAUUUUUACGCGCCGUGCCUGCGCAGCUGUUUGCGCACCUGAGUCAGUUUGUUCAGCGUCAACACUACUUUUUCUGCUUCUGAGCAACUGAACUGAACUUGGAUGGUGACAUGGCUGUUGUUGCGGUGAACUUUGGUGAAUGCGCAACAGCUCAGUGUGGAAUAACGGGGGUCCAGGUGUGACCACGGGGAGCUGAUGUGGCCGUUUGGAGGAGCGCGCCGGUUUGAUGACAGCUGGGAUCUGACAGAGAGCUGGAGUUUGGGAUGCAAGAGAAGUCUUAGAGAGACUAUCAUCGGUUCCUUUUACCUGGUUUCAACAGCCUGGAGCCAUGGCCUCUGAGGUGGUGUGCGGGCUGGUCUUCAGGUUACUGCUGCCACUGUGUCUUGCAGCCGCUUGCCUGUUCAGGUACAAUGGCCUCUCCUUCGUCUACCUCAUCUACCUCCUGCUUAUUCCACUCUUUGCAGAGCCCACAAGCACGACGAUGCAGGGCCACACAGGGCGUCUGCUGCAGUCCCUGUGCUUCACCAGUAUGUCCUUCCUGCUGCUCCACAUCAUCUAUCAGAUUACCGUCAACAGCCUCCUGGCCGGGAACUCCAUCGCCUCUGACUUCAACUGUUCCACGUGGGAGAAAUCCUUAAGACAGAUUGGCUUUGAGAGUGUGAUUGGCGCAGAUGCAGGCAAUGGCAUCCGGGUGUUCAUCCCUGACAUCGGCAUGUUCGUAGUUGGUUUGGCCAUCUGGCUGCUGUGUCGCAGUCUGGUCCAGAAGAGGCCGCCUGAGGACAUGGCCCAGUACAACGCAGACUUUGAAGCUGAGGAACAAGAAGAAGAGGAGAAGCUGAGCCUAGAUGACAAUAUCCUGCUAGAUGACUUUGAAGCAGGAUACGAGGCUGAGGAGGAUGAGGAGGAUGAGGAGUUGUACGAGGAGGAAGAGGAGGAGGAGGAGGGGGAAGAAGAGGAAGAAGCCAAGGAGAGCACCAAGAUGAAGGUGCUCCGGAUUGUUGCAGAAGUCGCAGCCAAAGUCAAGGAGAUCAUAGGGAACUUGAUCACCACUGCAGGGAAAGUGGUGGUCACCAUUUUGUUAGGCAUGACAGGCAUCAUGCUGCCUUCGCUGACCUCUGCUGUGUACUUCUUCAUCUUCCUGUUCUUGUGCACCUGGUGGUCCCUCUGUCGGACUUUUAACACACUCAUCUUCAGCUGCAUGUGUGUCUUGAUGGCCAUCUUUAGCGCUGGACACAUCAUUGUCCUCUACCUCUACCAGUUCCAGUUCUUCCAGGAGUAUCCAUCAGACCGUUAUAUCAGCGUGUUUGGUUUCACCCCCAUCAUUCAGAGCAACUGCUCCUACACAUGGAAGCUCACUGUUCACUCAGACCGCAAGUGGUACUACUUUGUCAAUCCCAUCAUGCUGCUUAUUCUCUACUACACGCUGGCUACACUCAUCCGCCUUUGGCUGCAGGAACCCAUCGACCAGCUGAUGGACGACAAGGAUGGAGAUAUGUGUGAGGAGGAGGAGCUGGUCGGAAACGGAACAAAUAACUCAGCUGAAAGGAAGAGGCAGCUGUGGUGGAAAUCACAACAGGGCACAGAUGAGAAAAAUCUCCUCUCCACCCAGGAUGGCAUCAGUACAACUGAGGCCGUUCCCACUUCAAAUGGGACUUCAUUUGACUUUGUGACAACUGAGAAUGGACCUGUCUGUCUGGACUUGUAUGCAACCCCUCAGUAUAAAAUGGACCAGGCCUGCGAUGAGAAGAAGCGUGAGUGUGUGUAUGAGGUGUGUUUGCCACCGGAGGACCCAGCUUUAGAGGAAGGAGAGGAGAAAAGUGACGAAGGAGAAGAGGAGGGGGUGAAGAAAAGAGGAGUCGGUGCUAUGGUCAAGGUCUUCCACUUCAUCAUGAAACAGAGCUAUAUCUGUGCUCUCAUAGCCAUGAUGGCCUGGAGCAUCACUUACGUCAGCUGGCUGACGUUUGUCUUCCUCAUGUGGUCUUGUGUGUUGUGGAUGGUGAGGGACCGAAGGCGUUACGCCAUGCUGUCAUCUCCCUUCAUGGUGGCCUAUGGCAACCUGCUCAUAGUUCUGCAGUACAUUUGGAGUUUUGAAGACAUGACUUAUAUCUCAGGACUCUUUGUCGAGAAGAACAACCCUUUUCACUCACUUUCAUCAAAGAUUCUAUGUCUGUUAAGCUUCUGGCUGCUGCUGAGACAGACGCUCACAGAGAGACGCGAAAAAGAAAAGGAUGACAAUGCCGGUCUCUCAGACGUUCAUGUUGAGGAUCAAAAGAAGAAAGAGGAAGAGGACUCUGAGAAAGGAGGGGAGCAGGCCACCAUGCAGGUUCUGGGAAAGCAUGGUCAUGGCUCUGCUGUUAAAUACUGGAUCUACAUCUGGGGCAUGUUCUUCUUUGUCAGCUUUGAAGGAACCAUUGUCAUGUACAAGAUCAUCUACAUGAAGUUCCUCUCCUGUGUGGCACUGUACCAGGUUCACUAUGAGUGGUGGCGAAGGAUCCUGAAGUACUUCUGGAUGGCAGUUGUUAUGUACACAAUGCUGGUCCUCACCCUGGUCUACACAUUUCAGUUUAAGGACUCACCACCUUUCUGGUCCAGAAUGUUGAACAUGGAUGAAGAGAGCUUAAAAGACCUGGGUCUGGAAAAAUUUACCGUCUCUAAGCUCUUCACAAGGAUCUUCAUCCCUACAUCCUUCCUGCUGGUGUGUAUCCUUCACCUGCACUACUUCCACGACCGCUUCCUCCAACUCACCGAUCUUCAGGCUGUAGUAGCCAAGGAGCAAAGCACCAUUUACAGAUUGGUGCACCCUGAUGGCAGCCUGGCUGACCUCACCAUGCUCAGCGCCAGCUCAGUAGAUGCUGUGUUGAUCAGAGAGGAAGAGCCACAAGAGAAGCAGGAGGAGCAGAGAGAGUGGGGGAUGGAGAAGGAGGAGGCACUGGUGGUAGUGAUGGAUGACACUGACAUGACUGGCAUGAAGCCCACUAGCCUCUCUGACCAUCAACAGUCCAGCACGGAGGAAAGCCACCACUGCAGUGUGGGGACUGAGCCAGAGCCCAGCACUGAGCAGAGCUCAGAUCUGAAGAAUAAAUGGCACCUGGUGGUUGACCGUCUGACUGUGCUCUUCCUUAAGUUCCUGGAGUAUUUCCAACUGCAGCUGUUCAUCUGGUGGUUGCUGGAGAUCCACAUCAUUAAGAUCGUUGCCUGCUACAUUGUCCUGGUCUCUGUCAGAGAGGUGUCUUUGUUCAACUAUGUGUUCCUGGUGUCCUGGGCCUUUGCGCUGCCCUAUAGUCAGUAUCGGGCCCUUGCUUCCAGUGUUUGCACUGUCUGGACAUGUGUCAUCAUCGUAUGUAAAAUGUUGUACCAGCUGAAAUCUAUAAACCCGCCAUCAUACUCCAAGAACUGUACUAUGCCCAUGGGCUACAGAGAGCAUGAGAAAAAUGAGUUGAAGGAUUCUCUGCUGUAUAAGGAACCUAUUGAUCCAGCCAACUGGGUGGGCUUGCACAAGUCUGAUGACCUGCUGGGUUACCUUAGGUACAACCUGCUGAUGUUGGCUGUAUUAGCAUUUGAGGUGACCAUCUACCGCCAUCAGGAAUACUUCAGACUCAGGAACAAACUGUCACCUCCCGCAGCCAGAAUUAUCUUCCACGAUAUAACACGGCAACACCUGGACAUAGGCAUCAUCCACUUCAUCAAAUACUUCAUUAACUACUUUUUCUACAAGUUUGGGCUUGAGACGUGCCUGUUGUUGGGGGUCAAUGUAAUUGGCAGCGCAUGGAGCUUCUAUGCCAUGCUUCAUGCCUUUGCAUUGAUAGCAGUCAUGUACAGGCGCAGGAGGAAAGCCAUUGCUGAGAUCGGCCAAAGUAAACUGGCUGCUAUCCGUGCCUGCAUGCUGACUUUCCAGUACUUUGUCUGCAUCGGAAUCCCACUGCAGCCUGUAAAGACUAUCCCUGAGGUUUCCCAACUCUACACUGACUCCAAAGUGGUUAAGUGGCAUGUUCCAGAUUUCCGCACCAAACCCAGUUCAACAUUCCUCAUCUAUGAUUUCAUGUUACUCCUCUGUGCUCUCUCUCAGAGGCAGGUCUUUGAGGGAAACAAGGCAGCAGUACGUAUUAUGGCUGGAGACAACGUGGAGAUCUGCAGAGACCUGGAUGCAGCCUCCUUCAGUGUCCACAACCCUGUCCCUGAUUUUAGCCAUUGCAGGUCUUACCUGGACAUGCUGAAGGUCAUCAUGUUUAGCUAUCUAUUCUGGUUUGUCCUCACCAUUAUCUUCAUUACUGGAACCACACGUAUCAGUGUCUUCUGCAUGGGCUACUUAGUGGCCUGCUUCUAUUUCCUGCUUUUUGGUGGCGAACUUUUACUGAAACCAAUCAAAAGGAUCCUCCGCUACUGGGACUUCUUAAUCGCCUACAACAUCUUUGUGAUCACUAUGAAGAACAUUUUGUCUAUCUUGGCUUGUGGAUACAUCAAUUCUCUGAUUAAGGACCGCUGCUGGUUAAUUCAGCUGUUAAGUCUGGCCUGCACUAUCAAGGAAUACAACAUCGAUACCAAUCAAGACCAUCUGCCUGCUGACAAACGCUGUGAGCUGCCCAGCGAUGAGGCAGGGAUCAUCUGGGACAGUAUCUGCUUUGCUUUCCUGCUGCUGCAGAGACGAGUCUUCAUGAGCUAUUACUUCCUCCAUGUGGUGGCUGACAUCAGAGCGUCACAGAUCCUUGCGUCCAGGGGGGCAGAGCUGUUCCAAGCCACUAUAGUGAAGGCAGUGAGAGCCAGACUGGAAGAGGAGAGUAAAUCUGUGGAGCAGCUGAAGCGACAGAUGGAGCGCAUUAAGGUGAGGCAGCAGAAGUUUAAGAGGGGCAAAGAGAGGAUGCUGAGCAUGACGCAGGAAUCUGGAGAAGGACCGACCCUCAUCCAGCCCGAUGAUGAUGACGAUGACGGAGCACAGCGAACGAAAGCCAAGACCAAAAAAAAGCAGUGGUGGAGGCCGUGGGUUGACCAUGCUUCCAUGGUUAGAAGUGGAGACUAUUAUUUGUUUGAAACUGACAGUGAAGAAGAAGAGGAGGAGGAAGAGAAAAAAGAUGAGGAGCCGCCAAAGAAGUCGGCAUUUCAGUUUCUUUACCAUGCCUGGAUCACAGACCCUAAAUCUGCACUGAGGGCACGAAGUAAAGAGAAACGCAAAUUUUGGAAGAAAUACACCAAGGGAGUUAGGCACAGGAAAAAUAAGAAAGAAGAAGGCCAUGUGACCAUAGAUCUUGGUGAGCUGUUGGAAGGACAACAUAAAGAAGACGAGAACAAAAAGUCUGCUGGUCCAGACAACAUCAUCAAGAGGGUUAACAUCAUUAAGUUCACCUGGGUCCUGUUCCAGACAACGGUAGACAGUUUCACUAAGUGGAUGAAUGAGAUGUGCAGGGAGUACAUCGACAUCUCCACUGUUCUGCGUAUAGAGCGCUGCAUGUUGACCAGGGAGGUCAAAAAGGGUAAUGUACCAACCAGAGAGAGCAUCCACAUUUACUACCAGAAGGCAAUGAAGCUAAACAUAUCCAGGCAAUCUAGUCUGGAUCAGCUCAGUGAGGAGGAGUCUGCUUCAGGCUCCAGUAGGGUCAGAAGGAGGCGAGGAGGCUACCGAAUGGAGAGUCAGGACUCUACAGCCUCCAGAGACAGCAUAUCCAGUGGCUACACUGAGGCCACCAUGCUGUUUUCUCGCCAAUCUACCUUGGAUGAACUGGAUGGGAUGCCAGAGUGCAUUCCCAAAACCAGCGAGCGGGCCAGGCCCAAACUGCGAAAGAUGUAUGGUCUGGAUGUGUCCAAUUCAUCAAUGGACAGUGGGAGCAGCUUUGUGUCCAGUGAAGCCACCCAGUGUGUCACCCUCUUCUCCAGACAAGGCACCACAGACACCAUAGAAGAGGUAGAGGAUGAGCAUGAUCAAAGUGAGGAUAAGCAACAGAUCCCCUGGGAAUCCCAGCAGCUGGAUGAAAGUGAGGGGGUGGAGGGCGGCCCAUGGAGUGAUGGAGAGCCCAGGGAGACAGAGGAGGAAGAGGAGGUUGAGGGGCCAGAGAUGUUGGAGAAAGAGGAGGGUGAGGAGGGACUACAAGUAACAGAGGACCAGGAGAGUGAAAGGGCCCUCUGGGGGUCAUUUGGCCCCGAUGAGGGCCCCUCCCUGAGGGCUGAGGAGGCAGAGUUUGGACCUUCAAUUCAGGAGAAGGACUUUACUACUGAAAGUGAAGAUGGUGGAGGACAACAGGACUAUAUGCAGACUGAGGGGGGAGUCGGGCCUCUUUACACCCCUGACACAGAUGCUUCUAAAACCUCAGACGCUGACGUACCUCCCAGCUAUAGCAAGGCCGUCAGCUUUGACCGUCUGGAAGUCAGCGAUGAUGAGAGUGACAGCGAUAGGAAGAGGAUGAUGGCUAUGACCCCUGACAGCCGCUCAGACAGCAGGUCAGACCUGGUGAUGCCGUCUAUGACGACUGAGCUGACGGCCAGCGAACUGCUGCUCAACAAAAUGUUUUAUGAUGAGGAGCUGGACCAGUCAGACAAAUUCUACCAAAAUCAGCCCCUCAUCCUCCAGCUCUGCUACGCUCUCUAUAACAUGCUGGUUGCCCACUCAGAGAUGGUGUGCUACCUGGUCAUCAUCAUCAACCACAUGGUAUCUGCUUCCUGUGUCACUCUGGUUCUUCCUAUCACCAUCUUCCUCUGGGCCAUGUUGUCGGUGCCCCGGCCCAGCAAACGUUACUGGAUGACUGCCAUUGUCUAUACUGAGGUCACCAUUGUCAUCAAGUACUUCUUCCAGUUUGGGUUCUUCCCCUUCCACAAACAGAGUCUAGAAAAAAAUAAACCAUAUCACCCUCCAAACAUCAUCGGUGUGGAGAAGAAGGAUGGUUAUGUCCACUAUGACCUAGUCCAGUUACUGGCACUGUUCUUCCAUAGAUCCAUCCUGAAGUGCCAUGGUCUGUGGGAUGAUGAUGACUCUAAAGUAAAGAAAGAACCACCACCUCCUCCAGAGGAGUCAGAGGACGAGACAAAAGACAGAGAGGACAGUGAAAAGGAGUCUGAACCCGCAUCCUCGUUAGUUCGUGAGAGGAGAGGAUCCACUCACACCUUGAGAUCCAUAACCUUUGGGACAUCCAUAGACUCAGGACACGUCCAGGUGCAAUACCCACAACCGCAGACCUACCAGCGUCGCAAAAGCUCUAGUGGAGGAUCUCAUAUUUCUCAGCGAUCUCUGCACUCUUCUGCCAGGUCAAAGAGAGGAAGUACCACUUCCCGCAACAGCAGUCACAAAGAUGGCAGUGAAGCCAGUGUUCAUCAGAAAACACGCAAACAGAUGAUCAUGGAGAAGCUAAGGGAGCAGUUCUACAAAGGGAAAGCUUUUGUCAUAAAACGGUUUAUGGAGAUCUACCUUCCCAUGCGGCAGUUCUUCUAUAACUUGAUCCAUCCAGAGUACAGCGCAGUCACAGACGUCUAUGUGCUGAUGUUCCUUGCAGACACAGUUGACUUCAUCAUCAUUGUGUUUGGAUUUUGGGCAUUUGGUAAACAUUCAGCUGCAGACAUCACUUCAUCCCUGUCGGAGGAUCAGGUGCCAGGACCCUUCCUGGUCAUGGUCUUGAUCCAGUUUGGCACAAUGGUAGUGGACCGGGCCCUCUACCUGAGAAAGUCUGUUAUGGGCAAAGUGAUCUUCCAGGUCAUUCUGGUCUUUGGUAUCCAUUUCUGGAUGUUCUUCAUCCUGCCAGGAGUCACAGACAUGCGUUUCAGUGAUAACACAGUUGCUCAGAUGUGGUAUUUUGUCAAGUGCAUCUUUGGGCUGUCGGCCUAUCAGAUCCGCUGUGGUUAUCCUACUCGUGUGUUGGGAAAUUUUCUCACAAAGAGCUACAAUUAUGUCAACCUUUUCCUGUUUCAAGGUUUCCGCCUGGUACCAUUCCUGACUGAGCUGCGAGCUGUGAUGGACUGGGUUUGGACGGACACUUCGUUGUCUCUGUCGAGUUGGAUCUGUGUGGAGGACAUCUACGCUCACAUCUUCAUCCUCAAAUGCUGGAGAGAAUCUGAGAAGAGGUACCCCCAGCCACGAGGCCAGAAGAAGAAAAAGGUGGUAAAAUACGGCAUGGGAGGGAUGAUCGUAGUCCUGCUGAUCUGUAUCGUCUGGUUCCCACUGCUCUUCAUGUCCCUUGUCAAGUCUGUGGCUGGAGUGGUCAACGCACCAUUGGACGUGUCUUUUGAGAUUACCCUUGCUGGCUUUCAGCCCAUCUUCACCAUGAGUGCCCAGCAGAAGCAACUGCACAAUGUGACACCAGAGGAGUACCAUACAUUUGUAAUGAAUUAUACCAAGGAUGAAGCCCUGCAGUGGCUGGAGGGCUACAUGCCAGAGGACCUGAUCAUCGCUGAGCUGAAAGGCAACUCCAACUCUCUGUGGACGAUCAGUCCACCCAGCAGGAAGAACCUGAUAGACAUGUUGGCCACUGAAGAUGAGGACUUCCCCAUCACUGUGUCCUGGUCGGUUCAAAGAGACCCUAGUCUUGGUGCAAAAGCUGAAACAGCAUCUGGAAAACGAGUAACACCUCUGGACCCAAAAACAAAGAAGGAGCUCAUCAUGCUUCUCAACGGGACAGGACAGGAGACAGGACUAACAAGUGUGCUCCUGACAGAUAUUUUCCCUCGUUAUAUUCGAGCCCCCAGUGACUCUGAUUCCAAGCCUGUUGAGCAGCUUUAUAAAGAUAAAAAGAUGUUUAACAUAACUGUGACGCUGCAGCGAGGGAACAACAACAACUCGGAUCAGACACAGGAAUGGUGGAGUGUCAGCCAAACAGAAAAGGCUCCGUUAAGUAAAAAUACGAAGUUCGAGGGCCUGGAUCUCUACGUAUUCAGUGACCAAGUCAGCCCGCCCAGUUUGGGCUUUUUGGCCGGAUACGGCAUCAUGGGCUUAUAUGCGUCCGUCGUUCUUGUCAUUGGCAAGUUCGUGCGCGAGUUCUUCAGUGGCAUUUCCCACACCAUCAUGUUCGAGGAGCUUCCCAACGUGGACCGCAUCCUGAAGCUGUGCACCGAUAUCUUCCUGGUCCGAGAGACAGGGGAACUGGACCUGGAGGAGGACAUGUACUCCAAGCUCAUCUUCCUCUACCGCUCACCAGAGACUAUGAUCAAGUGGACCCGGGAGAAAACUCAGUGAAACCCAUGUGAGGACUCACAAAUAUGAGGAUGAAUGACAGCUUUUUGGCAUUUAGCAGAUACUGAUUGGGCGAUAAUUUGUCCAGUCACUGAGUCACUCUGCUGGUGUGAGCAGCUUUCGGAGCCCUUUUACCCACUGAGGGAGCACCAAUCAGCUGUGGGACAACUCGUCCUCAUGGUCUAAGCUCUGAUGUCAGCACUACAGCUCCACAUUCAAACACUUUUUGGGGUCUUAAACUGGUAUUUUUUUUACUCUUCAGCGAUGAAAAACAACAUUGUGUUAUUAACAUUUGAGCACAAAGUUGCUGGUGCUUGGAUUCCUGUCGGCAAAAUGGUUCAGUUGGAGAUGGAGCCAUGUUUUUGGACACUAUUCCUAAGUAACAGCGAGUCCUAUCCUAACAUAAAAGUAGAUUUUUCAGCUCUCUCCAACCCCAAACCUCUCGCUGCUCUUCACACCUACUGUUGUAUAUUUUCACAGUUGCUCGAUAGGCAGAGAGAGACUCAAACUGGCUGCAGCAUUACUCUUUAAGGGCUUCCCACGAUGGAUAAAUGCACAAUAAUCAACUAAUGAGCACAAUCUCAUGAUUUCAACCUUCUCCAACUGGAACACAAGGAUUGUGGGGGAUGUGCAAUACUGAGAUGUAGGUUACCAAAGUAUCUGAGGACUGUGGGCCAGACUGAGACACAUGAACAUCAUUCUUUUUAAGACAACAGAUUCCACACAUGGGCCACUCUAGAGACAAAAUCCAGAAAAAAACAUCAUCAGUCUUUACUUGCCUUAUUUGUUUGUAUGAGAAAACUGAAACUCUUAUCAACUUCAUAUCUUUCUCAGGAAGAGCUGCAUUCACAGAUAUUCAUUGUAUGAGUUAUAUGUUAGAAUAUGUAGGCUUUGAUGGAUUGUAGAAAGAACUAUUUAAAUGGCAUGAAUUUUAAUGUGGAUAUUGUCCAGGUCAUCCGGACUGUAUGCCUGGUAUGUUUUACUGCACAGGAAACUGUUCACGAAGGAGAAAUGCUAAGCACUGCUGUGGACAUCGUUUCUGAUAGAGAGUGAGAUUAGCCACCAGUCAUCCUCAUUCUGAAUCCUCCACAGGUUGGCCAGAGUGCAGACCAGCAGAGGCUGCCUCUGAAUCAGGGUAACGUGCAUUAACGGUAGACUCUUGCACAUACAUCACAUGUGAACCUCUCGCUGUUUUUAACAUUCAUACUGAUGAACACUGUGGCACCAAUGGGAGUCAUCAAAGAAGUAAGCAGACACACAGAAGAAUCCUCACAUGAAGGGCUUUAACCCAGAAGCCCUUUGGUCCAAACUAUGCAUUAGAGGACACAGUAGCAUGAAAGUAAAAAAAAAAAAAAAAAAAAACCAAAACAAAAAAAAAACCUUCAUUAUUGCCA
Sphaeramia orbicularis (orbiculate cardinalfish) is the source of this 10683-nucleotide messenger RNA. It is a transcript of the gene piezo2b, whose product is annotated as piezo-type mechanosensitive ion channel component 2b. Gene Ontology annotation, cellular component: membrane. Lineage: Eukaryota; Metazoa; Chordata; Actinopteri; Kurtiformes; Apogonidae. Gene Ontology annotation, molecular function: mechanosensitive monoatomic ion channel activity. The record is from RefSeq and is a predicted model, not a curated record.